This is a messenger RNA of Melanotaenia boesemani (Boeseman's rainbowfish), 2731 nucleotides long. RefSeq names its product kinesin-like protein KIF3B. The coding region runs from base 364 to 2664 and encodes 766 amino acids. Gene Ontology annotation, molecular function: microtubule binding; microtubule motor activity; ATP binding. Lineage: Eukaryota; Metazoa; Chordata; Actinopteri; Atheriniformes; Melanotaeniidae. Gene Ontology annotation, biological process: microtubule-based movement. The record is from RefSeq and is a predicted model, not a curated record. The transcript is spliced from 9 exons.
UAGCUCAAAUCUCAUUCGCUGCGCAGGUCACAUGUCUGAUUUCCAUUGUCCGCAGAGCAGGGCGUGUACCGUGGGGACGCUGCGUGGGCUGGGUCGGCCUGACUUGCUGUUUUUCCUCAUCGGCAUCCUUCAGCAUCUUGCUUCAUUUUUAUCUUCCCAUCUGAAAAGAUGCUGAGGGCGGAGGACACGCUGCGGUGGAUAAAAGCGACUCAAAUUGGCGGACAUGAGGCGCGUUUGACUUGUUUUGCCGCUUUCACCGCAUGAAACUGGCGCUGCUGCACCUGUUUGUAGAGAUGAAAUUAUCAAACUGCUCGACAUAAUGGUUUUGUAACGUGCUGAGGAUUGUUUUGCUCUGCAACCAAAAUGUCUAAAGCCAAGCACUGCGAGGCGGUGAGGGUGGUGGUCCGCUGCCGGCCAUUCAGCAGAAGAGAGGAGACAGCAAAGUGUGAAAAUAUUUUGGAGAUUGACGACAGACUGGGACAGAUCACCAUCAGAAACCCGAAGGCACCACCUGAUGAGCCGAUGAAAGUGUUCACGUUUGAUUCAGUGUAUGGCUGGAAUUCAAAACAAAGCGACAUUUAUGAUGAUGCUGUGAGACCUCUGGUGGAAUCGGUGCUGCAAGGCUUCAAUGGCACUAUAUUUGCCUACGGACAAACUGGGACAGGUAAAACAUUCACCAUGCAGGGAGUGUCGAAUGACCCAGAGAAAAGAGGCGUUGUACCAAAUUCAUUUCAGCACAUUUUUACACAAAUAUCCAGAACCCAGAAUCAAAAAUAUCUGGUAAGGUCUUCAUACCUUGAGAUCUAUCAGGAGGAAAUCAGGGAUCUUCUGUGCAAAGAUAACAACAAGAAACUGGAACUUAAAGAGAAUCCUGAUUAUGGUGUCUAUGUGAAAGACUUGUCCUCAGUGGUGACGAAAAAUACCACUGAGAUUGAACAUGUGAUGAAGAUCGGCAACCAGUCCAGGUCCGUGGGGUUCACGAACAUGAAUGAACGCAGCUCUCGGUCUCAUGCGAUCUUUGUUAUAACUGUGGAGUGCAGUGAAGUAGGACCAGAUGGUGAGGACCACAUUCGUGUUGGGAAACUAAACAUGGUUGACCUGGCUGGCAGUGAGCGCCAGAGCAAGACGGGCUGCAAAGGGAAGAGUCUGAAAGAAGCUGCCAAAAUUAACCUGUCCCUCUCAGCGCUGGGGAAUGUCAUUUCAGCUCUGGUGGAUGGGAGGAGCAGCCAUGUCCCAUACAGAGACUCCAAACUGACCCGUCUGCUCCAGGACUCUCUAGGUGGCAACGCAAAAACCGUCAUGAUGGCAACAGUCGGGCCUUCGCACAAGAAUUUCGACGAGUCCCUGGCCACGCUGAGGUACGCCAGUAGAGCAAAGAAAAUAAAGAACAAACCUCGGAUUAAUGAGGACCCCAAAGAUGCCCUGUUGAGGGAGUUUCAGGAGGAGAUUGCACGCUUGAAAGCUCAACUAGAGGAGCGAGGGAUGCUCGCGAAAGAGAGGAGGAGGAAGAGGAAUAGUAAAAGACUGAGUAAAUAUACGGAAGAAGAAAUCCUUAGAGAGAAGGAUGCAGAGACGUGGCAGACUUGUGAGGAGGAAGAAAAUAUGAGGCACUUCAUGAAAGUAGAGGAUGCCAACCCAAAGACUGUGACCUGCCAGUGGGGCAGUGAGAAGUUAAAGCACCUGAAUGUUAAUAGAAGGAGUGUGGAGGACAUGCAGUGGGAUCAAGAUGCUGUUGAGAAGAUCAUAGAGAAAUAUAAGGCUAUGGAGAGUAAAUUGUUGAUUGGAGGAAAGACUAUAAUAGAUCACACCAAUGAACAACAAAAAAGACUGGAGCUGAAGAGACAAGAAAUUGCAGAACAGAUAAGACGAGAGCGAGAGAUCCAGCAGCAGAUGAUGCUGCAAGAAGAGGAGACCCUAGAAAUGAAAGAGACAUUCUCCUCCCUGCAGCAAGAGAUCGAACAUAAGACAAAGAAGCUGAAGAGGUUGUACAGCAAACUACAGCAAUUGAAGGGAGAGAUGAGCGACAUCAUCGAUGAACACGUCACAACCAGACAGGAGCUUGAGGAGGCACAGAAUGAGCUCAUGAGAGAGCUCAAGUACAAGUAUCUCCUGAUUGAGAAUUUCAUUCCCCCUGAGGAAAAAAACAAGAUAAUGAACAGACUGCACUUUGAUAGUGAGGAGGAUCAGUGGAGGCUCCAACCAGUCAUUCCAUCAGAGAGUACAACCACUCAGGGCAAGAGAAGGCCUCUCUCUGCUGUGGGAUACAAGAGGCCAAUCAGUCAAUAUGCUCAGAUGGCUGUUGCCACGGCUACUGGGGCCCCGUCUAGAUACCAGGCUGAGAACAUCAUGCUGUUGGAGUUAGAUAUGUCUCCACCAACCAUGUUCACCUUGAACCUUCAUGGGGCACACCUAGAGAGAGCCUUCUCUUCCAGGCUGAUCCAGGAUCUUCCUGUAAAUGUGCCUGUUAGAGAGAGGGCUGGCUCAUCGUCACGGGUCAGGAAAUCCCAAUCCUGGUAUCAGGCACCACAAGCCGCAUGCGUCGCAUCCUCCUCAUCAUCCACUACUCUGGCAUCAGCAUCUCAGAGCUGCUCUCCCUCUCCAAGGCAAAGACCAUCCUCUGCUGCCUAUCUGUCCGUAGGAAGUUCUCUUCAAACCAGCCCCUGAUUAGUGGCGAUACACCUAUGCUGUACAAGGCUGGCCUCGGUUAUCUAAUUCGGCAUGGCCCCACUGA